CGUAUGUGGGUUUCAUUAACCGUCGCUGCUCCCUCAGAUUCCGACCAAACGCCGCCGCUCUUGUCUACCGAUUGACGCCGCCCUUCCGGUCCUACCUCUGGCAGCCAUAACCGUCCGGCUCUUUUGAAAAGGGUUCUAAGGUGAUCAACCGGUUACUCCAGAAUAAUGGAACUCAUUCAUGGGACACAUAAAGCAUCCAAGUUUACACCACAAGAUUUUAUUACCAACAUGCCUGAUAAUGUGGUAACAAACAUCCUGGAUCGUUUGCCGUUACGAGAUGCAGUGAGGACGAGUAUCUUGGCGAGAAACUGGAGGUUUAGGUGGACUAUGCUUAGCCAACUUGUAAUUGAUGCUCGCUUCUUUAUGUAUUUAUCACAAACAAGAUACAGAAAUGAUCAUGUGAGAGUUUUAAGUAGGAUUCUUCUUCAUCUUAGAGGUGCGGUUACAAAGUUUUCUCUUUCCAUAGACGAGGUAAUUGAUGAUGAAGAUAUUAAUAACUGGAUUUUGUUCUUGUCGAGUAAAGGAAUUAAGGACCUCACUCUUGGGAAUUGGUAUGAAACACCGCUCAAGUUGCAUACCCAUCUUUUCUCUUGUUUAGAGUUAAAACAUUUGAAACUUUCUAACUGUUAUUUCAAUCCGCCACCUACUUUUCAUGGUUUUCCAAAUCUGUUGAGCUUAAAGUUAUCUGUGGUAUUUGAAGAAAACAUCGACCUUGCCUCGUUUUUUACUGGGUGUCCCUUGCUUGAGAGUUUGACCAUCAAAGACCGCGGUAAAGUAGGCAAAGUGAAACUAGUUGAUAUUGCAAAACUUGACAAUCUCAAAAUAUUAUCUUUGCGAUUAUAUGAUCUUGACAUGAAGAUGAUCAAAAGUUCGAGUACUAUCUUUGAGCUUCUGGGUUCUCUUCCAAAACUUCAAGAGCUUGAUUUGGAUUUUAAAGACUGCCAAUUGACAGAAACCGAUGCUAAUAAGAGGUUCUCUACCUCCUUUCCCUGCGUGAAGACUCUUACAUUAUCAGACAUAUGUUUAGACGAUGGUAUGGAGUUAUCAUGUGCUUUUGAUAUGAUUAGGAGCUUCCCGAAUCUGCAGAAUCUUGUAAUUAGAGCAUGUGACCAGUAUGCUGGUCCACCUCCACCUACAGACUACGAUACAACGGGGCUGUUGCAGCUUCGCAGUGUGAUGUUUGGAUAUUUGAAAGGUUCAGAGAAUGAAUUAUGUUUGAUAAAGUAUCUACUGGCGUGUUCCCCUUUUCUAAAAAGGUUUGUUGUUUGUCGUUGGGCGUUUGUUUCGUUGGUUGAAAAGUUGAAGUUUGCUAGGAAGUUGUUGAUGCUCCAUCGAGCCUCCCCCGUAGCUGAAAUCGAGUUCUUAUAGUUUUAGUUGUUUUGAACUUUCUAUAUGUUUGAUGCUCUAAAUAGCGGCAAUGAGAGAUGAAAGACGUUUUUGUUAUUCUGCUAUGAAUUAUGGUGACUUUUGGAUUCUUACUUUGGAAUGGAUCAGAAUGAAGAUGAGAUUUACAGUAAA
Helianthus annuus (common sunflower) is the source of this 1518-nucleotide messenger RNA. RefSeq names its product F-box/FBD/LRR-repeat protein At1g13570-like. The record is from RefSeq and is a predicted model, not a curated record. Bases 166 to 1368 code for a protein of 400 amino acids. Gene Ontology annotation, molecular function: protein binding. The transcript has 4 exons. Lineage: Eukaryota; Viridiplantae; Streptophyta; Magnoliopsida; Asterales; Asteraceae.